AUGGAUGCUCGUCGGCGGCGUGAAUCAAAAUAUGAACGUCCAGUACGUGCUGACACCAUGGGUAGUGCCGUGUACAAUGCAAAAGAUGCGCACAGUAUGCAUCAGUCAUUGAAUAGUGAAUUCAUGUUGUAUCAACUUAUUUUGAAACGUAUACUAACCGAAAAAAAUAAACAAGGAUCAGCUGCAAGUGGCCUAUACGAAUAUUUCAAACCCGAAGACGAAACUGACCAACGUACUAUGAUAGAAUUCGAUAAGACAUACAAACCAAGUCAAGCUAUUUUUUGGUACACACGUGAAAGUUGUAUUUAUCGUAUGCUCAAUAAAGCUUUACGAACACAAAAUAUCAGCCAUUUAUUGGGUUUCAGUGCUUUCGUUCGUGAUCUAUAUAAGCAAUUAGGACAAGAGCAAAUACCAUUCGUGAAAAAAAUUAAAACACCAACAAUGAAAGUUUAUCGUGGACAAUUUAUCAGUAAAGAUGAAGUUAAUCGAAUGAAAUCUGGUAUUGGUCAACUAAUUGCUAUGAAUUCUUUUUUGUCUACGAGUACAAAUCUAAAUAAAGCCUUAGAAUUUGCUACUUCUAGACCACCACCUAUUGAUACAUUAACAUCAAUUUUACUUGAAAUUACUGUUCAGAUCGGAUCGUCGAGUCGACCAUAUGCUGAUAUAAAACAUUUAAGUGCAUAUCCAACUGAAGAAGAAAUUCUUUUUACAUUCGGUUCUGUUUUUCGUAUUGAUAAUAUUACUGAAGAUAAAGAAAAAAAAGUCUGGCGAGCAAAAUUCACUUUAUGUAGUAAUGAUGAUGCUGAUUAUCAAGAAUUUAUGCAAACAUUAGUAAAAGAUGUAAAAGGUAAAGAUGAUUUAGUAUCACUCGGUCACUAUUUACUUGAAAUGGGAAAAUUUGAUGAAGCUGAAACACAUUAUCAAAUCUUAUUAGAAAAUAAUUUACUUACAAAUGAAUAUGAUAAAGCUACAUGUCAUCAUGGACUUGCACGAGUAAAUACAAAAAAAGGUGAUUAUGAUUUAGGUUUAAGUAAUAUUAGUAUUGCAUUAAAAUAUUUAUUCAAACAGAAUAUUGAUAAAAAUUUAGCUCUCAUUGCAACAUGUUACAAUGAUUAUGCUUCAAUAUAUUGUAAGAAAGGUAAUUAUUUAAUGGCUUUUAGUUAUUAUGAAAAAGCAUUAUUGACAAAACAUAACAAUGUUACAAUAACCUAUGCUGGUAUUGCUGAAAUUCAUGUUGUAAUGGGCAAUUAUAGUCUAGCAUUAGAAUAUCAAUAUAAACGUCUUGGACAACAAAUGUUUGAAUCACCUUCAGUUAUUGCAAAUACAUAUAUUGAUAUUGGUAAAAUUUAUUCUCUAAUGAGAAAACAACAGCUAGCAUCGAAUAUGUUCAAUCAAGCAGUUAGAAUUCAAUUGAGCGCACUCCAUCCUGGCCAUCCUGAUCUUGGAUAUACAUAUAGUGCUGUUGGAUUGAUGUAUUCCGAAAUUGGUAAUGAAAAAAAAGCAUUUGAAUUUAUUCAAAAAGCAUAUCAAUUACAAUUAAAAUCUUUACCGGAUAAUCAUCCUGAUUUUUUUGAUACAUAUGCAAAUUUGGGAAAUUUAUAUUUAAAAAAAGGAGAUUCAGAUCAAGCAUUAAUUUAUUUUAAAAAAUUACUUGCUGCUCAAAUUAAGACACUAUCAGAAAAACAUCCAUCAGUUGCUGAUACUUAUUCACUUCUUGGAAAAGUUUUCUUAGAAAAAUCUGAUUAUAAACAAGCAUUAUUUUAUUAUAAAAAAUCACUUGAUUGUCAAUUGGAAAGAAAACGAUUUGGAGAUUCAAUAUUAUCCGAUAUGUAUAAAAUUAUAGCUAAUAUUCAUUUAAAAGAUCGUGAUUUAGAUCAAGCAUUAGAAUAUUUUCAUAAACUCUUAGAUAAUGAUUUAGAAAGAAAAGUAUUAGAAGAUCAAUCAUUUAUUGAUACAUACAAAACAAUUGGAGAUAUUUAUUGUGAAAAAGGUGAUUUUCGUCAAGCAUUAUUCUUUUAUUAUCGUUUACUUGAUUGUCAAUUACAAGCAAGACCAUUUCAAGAUUCAGCUAUAGUCGAAACAUAUACAAUUAUUGGAAAACUCUAUAUGCAAAAACCAUUCGAUCAAAGUUUACUUCGUUUUGAUAAAUCUGUUGAUGAAUUAAAAGAAUUGGAAAAUGCAUCUUUACUCUACGAUCAUAUUGUUGUUGGCGAUAUUCAUUUUGAAAAACGACAUUUGGAUCAAGCAUAUACUUAUUUUAAACAAUUACUUGAAAUUCAAUUGAAAAAAACUCCUGUUGAUCGUCAAGAAGUAAUUGAUACAUAUCAAAUUCUCGGAAAUAUUUGCACAGAUAGACAUGAUUUCCAACAAGCAUUAUCCUAUCUUCAUGAAUUAGUAAAAAAUGAAUUAGAAAGAAAAUCAGUUGAUCAUCCAUCAUUAGGUGCGACUUAUAAAUUCAUAGGAAAAGUUUAUUGUGAAAAAGGCAGUUUCGAAAUAGGAUUGAGUUAUUUUAAUCGACUACUUGAUUCUCAAUUAAAAAUGAAACCAUUGAACAAUGCAUUAUUGAUUGAUUCAUAUCUAACAAUCGGAAAAGUUUACUUGGUAAAACCAUUUAAUCAAUCAUUAGUACUUUUCAAUGCAUUGCUUGACAAUACAAUAGAAACACAUGCAUCGACAAAUACAUCAUCAACUGAAGCUCUUACAAAUAAGGGUGGUGCACGUUCCGAAGAACGACAUCUAGAUCGAGUGUUUAAUUAUUUUCAACAAAUACUCAAUAAUCAACCGACAACACCAUUACCAAGUGAUUUACCAUUAACGGAUAUAUAUAAAAUUCUUGGAAAUAUGGCAAUUGAAAGAAAUGAUUGGAAUAAUGCAGCACUCAAUUAUCAUAAAUUAAUAGAAAAUACACCAAUAGAAAGUGAAUCGUUAGCUAACAUCUACAAAAUUCUAGCAACAGUCUACUAUAGUAAAAAUGACUUGAAUCAAGCCAUAAUCUACUAUAAUAAAGCUUUGGAUAAGGAAUUAGAACGAAAAGUAAUUGAACAUCCAUCAUUAUCGGAAAUUUAUAAAAUUAUGGCAUAUAUUUUCUAUCAAAAACAUGAUUUACAAGAAGCACUUCACCAUUAUAAUCGAUUACUGGAUUGUCAAUAUCGAGCAAGGCCAUUCAAAGAAUCAUCUAUAUUCGAAACAUAUACAAUGAUUGGAAAGAUUUAUACGGAGAAGCCAUUUGAUCAAACUUUACUCCGUUUUCAUCAAUUAAUUGGUAAACUUAAGGAAACAAGUUUAUCGACCAAUGCAUCCCAAAUGAACGAUCAUGCUAUCGUCACUAAUUAUCAUUUCGAAAAACGGAAUUUAGAUGAAGCAAUGAAGUAUUUUCAAAAAGUAUAUAAGACUCAGGUGAAAAACUUAUCACCAAAUGAUCCGUCAUUACGUGAUAUGUGUAAAAUUCUUGCAAAUAUUUAUAUGGAAAGAAAUGAAGCCGAUCAAGCAUUAAAAUACUUUCGCAAGUUACUAAAAAUUGAAUACAAGAAAAUGCCAAUAAACGAUCCAUCUCUUAUGAGUAUCUACAGGGUCGUGGCACAUAUUUAUGCAAGACAGAAUAAUUUUGAUAAAGCAAUACAAUAUGUCAAUCGAUUUAUUGAUUGUCUACUUGUACAAAAGGGACCGAGUGUUUUGUCUUUAGCAGAUGCAUACAAGAUAAUGGGAGAUGUUUACUUGAAUCGGCAUCAUUUGGGUCAAACGCAGCGUUCUCUCAGCAAAUUAUAUGCAAAUGAACCAGAAAGACUUCCAUCAGUGAGUGAUGUCUAUAAUGUUGUUCAAAAUGUUCAUAUGGAGAAACGUCAUUUGGAUGGAGCAAUCAAGUAUUUUAUAGAAUUGCUUUUCAGUCAACGAAACAAGUUAUCAAAACAGGAUCCAUCAAUAAUCAGGCUGCAAAAAAUUAUCGGAAAUAUGUAUUUGAACAAACGUGAUUUUUAUCAAGCAUUAUCAUUUUUUCAAGAAUUACUUGUUGAUCAACUUCGCAGCAAUCCAUUUGGAGACUUGGCUUUAGCCAAUAUCUAUGAAAUUAUCGGACAUAUAUAUACUGAGCUUAUCAUGCCUGAUCUAGCUCUGGAAAAUUAUAGACAAUCUCUAUCAAUCUACGAACGAAUGGGUACGUCGAACAAUGGUGCAAUUAAAAAAAUCAAGAGUGAAAUGCGCAAGCUUCUCGUAUCUGAUGACACACUAUAA
Messenger RNA from Rotaria sp. Silwood1, 4227 nucleotides. The record is from the annotation of a GenBank genome assembly. Lineage: Eukaryota; Metazoa; Rotifera; Eurotatoria; Philodinida; Philodinidae.